AAGAAGAUAGAGAGACGCUACUGUGAUCGAAAUACAGUCUCUGUUUUAGCAACGCCCUCAUUCAAAAGAUUGCAAGACUUGCUUGAUCGAAUCGACAUGGUGCGAUCUGGUAGUGGUUGAACUGGUUGAACCUGGUUGAACCCAGUUGAACCUGGUUCAACCCACGUGUAAUAUUGUGUGAAACAUUUUACUGACAUUUUUAGGUUAUGUAAUUUCUAGGACAAUUGUGUAUAAUCGUCGAAAAAUAUUCAUAAUUAUUUAAGUUUAAUGCAAAUCUUUGCAAAAAUGUUCCUUUAAUUUUUCCACUGAUCUACGCUACGCAUCUGCGUCCCGUACAUAAAUAUGUUAUCUAUAUUGUCCACGAACAUAUGAAUGUAUGUAGUUAUUGUAAUGUAAUGGUAAAAUGCAAGGCUCCAAAUGUAUAUUUGAAAUAAAUACUUUUGUCAUUUAUCACGCUCUUUAAACUCAAAUAAUGUAACGAUAAUGGAUGACACAACCGAGUCAAAUGUGACGGUCGUAAAUUCGGCUCGUUUAGAUAGGCAACUGACAGUAAAGGAAUCAGGAUCUUGGCUCGACGAACGAUCGAUAAAUGGGAAUCAAGGACAGACGUUUUCCUUUGAGCCAUCCUACUACAAAUUUCAGGAUAAUAUAGUUUCUAUAAGUACCUUCAUCGAUGUAUCAACAAAUGUUCAAUGGUGGAAAGAUGUAUCCAAUCAAAAUAUGAAUAUACAACCUGAAUGUCAACAAGAACCAGUUCCCUCGUCAAACUAUCCAUUAACAAAUUAUUCUACAAAUACUCAGCCAAAUAGAUUAGAACAAGCAGGAUCGCAUGGAACAAAGUCUAUAAUACCUAAGCAACCAAAAAAGCCAAAAACUAUAAGGCAGCAUAGAGAACCUUUAAAACGUACCAAACAUCCAGAGUUAUGGAAGGUAAAUGUAAAGAAAAAUGCUAGACUAAGAGGCGAAGAAUACAUUGGUGUAGGAGGAAGAUUAGUACCAGCUAAAGCCAUGGGACCUCCGUGUAAAUGUCGUAUGCGUUGUAUCGAGAAAAUAGAUGAAUCAGCACGGGAAGAACUUCAUAAUAUUUUUUGGAAAACGUGCAGUUGGGAGCAACGGAAACAGUACGUUGCGCUCUCCGUAAAGGAAUCCCCGAAACAACGUACUCGAUGUCGUGGAAAUGUUAAAUCAGAACAUCGUCGACAAAUCACGUUCACGUACUCGCUUUUAUCGAAAGGAGAAUUUAUUACGGUAUGCAAGUGCAUGUUCCUCAGCACGUUUGCAGUUUCUGAAAAAUUUGUACGACAUGUAAUGGACAAAAAAAGAACAUCCCCUAGCGGAGUCAUAGGACCAGAUCAAAGAGGAAGACAUACACCAAAAACGAAAAAGAGUGAAACUGUUAAAGAUAGAGUACGCGAACAUAUCAAUUCGUUUCCAACAGAGAAAUCAACAAAUUCAAAGGAUCGCAUGGAAAAGAGAUAUUUGGACUCCGCGUUAAGUAUAGUUGCGAUGCACAAACUCUAUGUAUCAAAAUGUAAAGACGAAGGCAUUCCAGAAAGCGAUAUAGUUAAAGAGAGUUAUUAUAGGGAAAUGUUUAAGACAGAGUUUAAUCUUGCUUUCAAACAAACAAAACCUAAGGAGAACGCGCAAUUGAUUAAUUCGACAAUUUAGGAGAGUGGAGACCAGUCGAGAGGAAACACCGCGACCAGUUCAAAUUUAAAAACAGUAUUUAUCGAAUAUCAUCGAACAUCUUUAUUUCACGAUAAUAUUUAUAUGUGACGCACAAGUGUCGACUAUAAAAUUUGUUGUAAAACAUAAAUAUAAAAUGAUACAUAAUUUUGUAUGUAUUUCAGUACAUAAGGCUGUAUUUUAUACUGUAUGUCGUGUAAUCUAUUUAAAGAUUAUUAUUAUAAAGUUUACACUG
Hylaeus volcanicus is the source of this 1921-nucleotide messenger RNA. RefSeq lists its product as uncharacterized. The record is from RefSeq and is a predicted model, not a curated record. The coding region runs from base 484 to 1668 and encodes 394 amino acids. Lineage: Eukaryota; Metazoa; Arthropoda; Insecta; Hymenoptera; Colletidae. The transcript has 4 exons.